AGAGAGAGAGAGUUCUCGCGACGAUGGAGUCCUGGUUGAGUGAAGUGCAACGCGUGCGAAUCCCUCGGCCAAAGUUCGGCAGUGGGAAUUCGGUGCGGCGCUCCAACUCGAGCGUCCAGCAUAUCCGCCCGGAGACGAGGCAGGCAGCCCAGGAGGUCGCCAAAGCCACGGAGGAGCUGCGUCAGGCGCUUCAAGAGAAGCUGUGAUACGGAGGUGUGGCACGAGUCGUCGUUGCUGUCGUCGUCGUCGUCGUCGUCGACGUUGCUAUUACGAAGAGCGGAGGGAGAGGAUGCCGGUCCCUAUGGUCCCGAUGAUCCCGAUGAAUCCCAAGGAUAAGCGCAAGCAGCUGAUUAUCGAUAAUACACUGGGACAUGGUUUAAUUAUAAAAUCCGAUCGCGUAUUCGCUAAUUGUGAGGAUGUGCAUAUUGGAUAGCUAAAUUGCGCCGUUUUUCACGAGAUAAAUGAUCGUCCGAUGCCGGCGAUAAAUUGUUCAAGGCUUGGCUCGUCAGUUAUGUUAUCGUUGCUAGUGUCAGCAUCGCGAUAACUUUGGCUAAGGUUAAUGCUUUAUGCACUAUUUAUUCGAUAAGGCAAUUUGACCAUCCAAGCUAAAAAUAUUUGAUCGGAUUAAGCAUAGCCCAUCCGAGCAUGGCUUUCUGUCUACGAGAACAGCUAGAUGACAUUUCUUCGCGAGUAUAAAUGAAAAAAUCUUUUUUUGCCGUUAUAAUAACGCGUUCGUACAGCCUGAGAAAUAUUAUGUUCAAGAUUUUGUUAUCAUAUUCAUUCGCUUGCAUAUAAACAUUUCCAUAAAUUUA
Ceratosolen solmsi marchali is the source of this 812-nucleotide messenger RNA. RefSeq lists its product as uncharacterized. NCBI's taxonomy places the organism in Eukaryota, Metazoa, Arthropoda, Insecta, Hymenoptera, Agaonidae. The coding region runs from base 24 to 206 and encodes 60 amino acids. The transcript has a single exon. The record is from RefSeq and is a predicted model, not a curated record.